Molecule: messenger RNA, 1991 nt
Organism: Onthophagus taurus
Lineage: Eukaryota; Metazoa; Arthropoda; Insecta; Coleoptera; Scarabaeidae
Source: RefSeq, a predicted model, not a curated record
AUGCCUACCUAUAUUCCCAUGUUGUACAAAUACUCAAGAUUGGUUCAUAUUUGGUACGAUGGCGAAAACAAUUUUUUUCAUAAAUUUAAAGUUUGGUUUCAUUUAACAGUGGGAUUAUAUUUUGUUAUUGAUAUUCACCUAAAUGGCGUUUACGUUUUCACACAUUUGAAGGAAUCGUCAUCUAUCGCAAUAUCAGAAGCAAUUUAUGCCGUAAUUUGCGGUAUAAACAUUUAUUACAAUUACAUAGUAACGCAUUUGAUCCAAAAACGUUCCUUAAAUUUAUUCGAAGAACUCCAGGAUUUUACGAAAUUCGGGGAACCACCGAUCGCUAAGAAACACAUGGGUAUCGUCGACAUUUUAAACAUUUUAAUAUGUCUCUAUAUAUUUUUGGGUUCCUGUGUGGUUCUUUGCCAAACCAUAUUUAUACAAAUUUUUAUUUGCCCCAAAGGAAUUUCUGAUGAAAUUGCCGUACAUUGUGCCGGAUAUCCGUUACAAAUAAAAUAUUAUUUGUAUUCGGUCGAAGAAGGAUUUCUUCAUUAUUUACACGUAGGGAUUGCUUGGUAUUUUACUAUUUACUUAUUGGAGGUCGGAGCCCUAUCCGGGGCUGCUUGUUUUACUGCCUUUGAGUUGGUAAUUGUUAGGUUAGAACAUCUUAAAGAGAAAAUUGGAGAAAUUUUUGACGUCGUUACAGAAAAAGAAAGAAAAGCUCGACUUAGAAAUUGUAUUCGUUAUUAUAUUUACAUCGCGCGAUUAGUUGAUCGUAUAAAUACAUGUUACAACAAAUUUCUUGCUCCUUGCCAGGUCACUUACAGCGUCAUCAUUGGAGUGAGCUUUUUAUCAAUUCUUAACCACCAGGAACUUAAAGCAAUUAUCAAUGUGAUGGGUUGGAUUAUGGCGAUUUUUUUGAAUUGUCUAUGUGGUGAAAGAAUGAUACUUAAAAGUGUUGAAAUCGCCACAGUUUUAUACGAUACGAAAUGGUACNUUUUACAAACAAUAAAUUUAAUGGGAUUAUAUUUUGUUAUUGGUAUUCAAUUACAUUGUUUCCAUAUUUUAACACAUUUGAAGGAAUCGUCAUCUAUCUUGAUAUCGGAAUCAAUUUAUGCCGCAGUUUGCGGCAUAAAUAUUUAUUACAAUUACAUAAUAACCUUUUUAAUCGAAAAACGUUCCUUAAAUUUAUUCGAAGAACUCCAGGAUUUUACGAAAUUCGGGGAACCACCGAUCGCUAAGAAACACAUGGGUAUCGUCGACAUUUUAAACAUUUUAAUAUGGAUUACUGAUAAAAUUGCGUUAUAUUGUACCGGAUAUCCGGUCCAAGUAAAAUAUUAUUUGUAUUCGGUCGAAGAAGGAUUUCUUCAUUAUUUACACGUAGGGAUUGCUUGGUAUGUUAUUACUUACUUAUUGGAGGUCGGAGCCUUAUCCGGGGCUGCUUGUUUUACUGCCUUUGAGUUGGUAAUUGUUAGGUUAGAACAUCUUAAAGAGAAAAUUGGAGAAAUUUUUGAGGUCGUUGCAGAAAAAGAAAGAAAAGCUCGACUUAGAAAUUGUAUUCGUUAUUAUAUUUACAUCGCACGAUUAGUUGAUCGAAUAAAUAUAUGUUACAACAAAUUUCUUGCUCCUUGCCAGGUCGCUUACAGCGUCAUCAUUGGAGUGUGCUUUUUGUCAAUUCUUAACAAUUGCGAAGUUAAACCAAUUAUGAAUGUGGUGGGUUGGAUUAUGGCGAUUUUUUUGAAUUGUCUUUGUGGUGAAAGAAUGAUAUUUAAAAGUGUUGAAAUCGCCACAGCUUUAUACGAUACGAAAUGGUACAAAGGGAGCCCUUCGAUUCGUAAGGAUAUCGCUUUUAUGAUGAUGCGCACGCAAAAACCGUUGUAUUUAAGAACUGGGCCGUACGGAAUUUUUUCGCUGCUUACUUUCAAAUCGAUUAUGAAAGGUGGUUACACUUAUGCCACAAUGAGAAAUCACUCGAAUUCAUAAAAAAUAGAUACAGGCGAAGACAC